UUUGUUAUUAUAUAUAUGUGGGUUUAUACUUAUAUUAUUGUUUGUAUGUAUGUAUGAUUAUAUAGAUUGAUAUAAAUCGAAUCUUGGUUAAACCUCCGAUUAAAAAUGUCGGCCCCUCAUCAAGGCCCAAAUGGUUAUGGUUUGUACACUUCAUAUCCUUCACCAGAAGCUUCUUAUGAAGAAAUCACACAAAACCCACAAUUUUUCCUGGAAAAACUUCAAAUUUUUCAUUCUCUUUUUGGUACCAAGUUCAAGAUCCCUAUCAUUGGAGGAAACUCUUUAGAUCUUCACCGGCUAUUUAUAGAGGUUACAUCACGAGGUGGCAUCGAAAAGAUUGUUAGUGACCGGAGAUGGAAGGAAAUAAUGGCUGUCUUCAAAUUUGGUCCUACAAUCACCAACGCCUCUUUCAUUUUGCGCAAGGCCUAUCUAUCUUUGCUCUAUCAUUUUGAGCAGGUCUAUUAUUUCCGCAAGAAAGCACCCACUGUUUCUGAUGCUAAAGACAGACUCUCCCAUGGAUCAGCAAGACAAGUGGUUGAGGUUGGCGGACAAGUAAGUGGAACCAUUGAUAACCGAUUUGAACAGGGUUAUAUAGUUACAGUGGAUCUGGGGACGGAAAAGCUGUCAGGUUUUCUAUAUCAUCUGCCAUCCGAUUCCCCAGCCCCUUCCCAUGGGACCCACAAUAUGUAUCAGCUUGCACUAAGGGAACCUUCUCCUGAACCAGACGUGAGUGGCUAUGAUAUGUUUUUCACCGAGCACUAUAUCAGGUUAAAGCCUUUGUACCAUGGUCAGGAGAAUGUCAUACGCAAAAGAAUUCAAGUUUUGUGGAGCACUUUGACGGAAGAGGAGAAACAGGUGUAUCAGGAGAAGGGCUUGAGAGGCACUGAAAGAUAGGGCAUAAAAUUGCUUACAGGACUUGUUUCACAUUUAGCUAGAGCAUGUAGGUUUUUCCGUCUGUUGUAGAAUCUUGGUUUGUUGAUGUACUUUGUCUACAUUUCUGCCUAAUCCAGUUUAUUGUAGUUUAGCAUUGUUAUAGUUUA
Molecule: messenger RNA, 1037 nt
Organism: Erigeron canadensis
Lineage: Eukaryota; Viridiplantae; Streptophyta; Magnoliopsida; Asterales; Asteraceae
Product: high mobility group B protein 10
Exons: 6
Coding region: 106-891 (261 amino acids)
Molecular function (GO): DNA binding
Source: RefSeq, a predicted model, not a curated record